UGACCAUGUGUUCACAGCGCAGAACAAGCCUGGAAUCAGGAACAUCACCUUCCCCUGUGAAACCCAUUGAAUCCCAUUGAGAAUUUCACAGGGAUCAGAACGGCUGUAAGGAAAGUUCAAGAGUCAAAAAAUCUUCUAGAUGAUGAUGAUUGCAAGCAGUUUGGCGCAUAUUUUGAUCCUUUCUUCUAUAUAUGAUAUCAGAUAUGCCAAUGGAAAUAGUCCUCUGACCUCAAGGUCUCUACAUAUGGACAGGCCAAAGACGUCAUGUGCUGAUUCGGACCCUUUGCCCGAAUCGAGUCCUGAUGUCCGUGGCGCUGACCCCACCCUAGGCCUCCUGUCCGACAAACUCCGCUCAUGUCCCGAGCAGGAGCUGUGGGAUUGGGCCCCGAACCUGACGGAGACACACCCGUCCGGCCAACAAUCGAGGAAACGGCUCACGGUGAAAAGAGGAAAAGCGAAGAUGUUCGGUUGGGGAGAUUUUGCAUGCAGAAUGACGUCUGCAAGCCUCAAUCUGUGGAUCACAGGGAAGAUUGUGGAUCACGGCAACGGAACGUUUAGCGUUUUUUUCCGAUACAACAGCACCGGCGGUGGAAACGUCUCCAUUGGGCUGGUUCCUCCGAGCAAAGCGGUGGAAUUUGAUGCGAGGACUCAACAAACUGUUGUGCACUCGGUGGAGUCGAGGAUGUUUAACUGCAGGGUGGAGCAUGAGAAGGUGGAGAGAGGCACCAAAAGCACACGCUGCUGGUAUGACCCGUCCCGUAGCUGCGACCAGGACCAGACUCAAAGCCAUGUCUCGUGGCUCUGCUCAAAACCGUUCAAAGUCAUCUGUGUCUACAUAUACUUCUACAGCCUGGACUAUAAACUGGUGCAGAAAGUCUGUCCAGACUAUAACUACCACAGUGAGUCUCCGUACUUACCUUCUGGAUGAUCUUUUAUCUCAUAAUGAGAGAAACCAGCUCAUAUUAUAACAAUAUUAUUAUUUUUUCUUUAAAAAAAAAUAUUUAGUAGCCUACUGUUUGUCUCUAUACUCACGUACUAUGAACUUAGCUGAUCUCGGUGGCAGGCGCUGGUGAAUAUGUCAUUAUUUCUGACAGACAGAGCAAAACUUAAUGAGUUCCUGUAAUUGAUUUUUCUUCGUUGAGAUCAUGUGUCAAGGGUUUUGUCAUUUCUCAUUGUGAAUUAAUGAAAUUGCUGUGAAAGUGAAUGUAGUUUCAUUAUUGAAUACAAUCUGCCUCCACGCACUUGGGGGCAAUUACUUCACAUUGAAAAUGAAUGUAAAAUGCAUGUUUACCUUAAUGUUUCUUAAAACUUUGAGAGAAAAUGUUCAGAGAGCCUCCAUUCUCAUUCAGAAAUGCGGGGAGAUGGGUGUAGCCUACGUCAUAGAAGUAUUUUUGCACGGCCUUUAUUUUUUACACUUACACUAAGUCUUAAU
Molecule: messenger RNA, 1432 nt
Organism: Pimephales promelas (fathead minnow)
Lineage: Eukaryota; Metazoa; Chordata; Actinopteri; Cypriniformes; Leuciscidae
Product: neurexophilin-1
Molecular function (GO): signaling receptor binding
Source: RefSeq, a predicted model, not a curated record